AGGUACCGCUAGGCCCCGGGCGCUGCUGCGGCAAUGGCGGCGGGAGUGUGAAGGAGAAAGAGGCGGGAAGAUCGAGGAGAUCCCGGUCCGGCCCCGGGCAGCGACUGCCACCGACACCCGCCCUCGCACUCACACACACAGGGAGAGAGAGGCAGGUGAAUAUUCUUUUCUCUAAGGAACCCAGGCCCGGGGGAUAUAACAGCAUCCGAGGGUUCUGCCCCUGUAAAUGGCUGGUGGCAACUGAUCAUUCGACUGUCGUUCCUUGCUCUCUAUGCACUUGCCUUGUCCCUUGAAGAAGACAAGGGCUCCUUGGACUGGUUCUCCUCCGUCUCAGCGCCCUGAUCGUGCUUUGCACCCGGGGGUCAAACGUCAGUCCAGUGCCGCCACGGUUGAGCCGCCGCUGUCCGUGGUGAUGAAUACGGUGCCCCGGCACAAGGCCUCCACCGUCUACCAGCACACGGCCUCCAGAAAGCGAUCCAAAAACUUUAAAAAGCGCUACCCUUGUCGCACCAAGGCCGUGUGACCGAGGCGGCAACCAUGGCGACGGCCGCCGCCGCCGCUGGGCCCGACCCCAGUGAUGAACCGGCACCGCGGCGGCCGGCCGAGGCCGAGCCCCCGGCGAAGGCCGCCAGACUGGCGAGGGGCAGCUGCCCCCCGGCACCGACCGGCAGCGAAGACCCCGGCGCCACCGCGCGGGGAACGGACCCCGAGGGCCCGCCGGGCUCGGAGCCCACGGGUAUCGCGGUGACGGGGGGAGGCGGGGCCGGGGACCACGGUCCCAGCGAUGUCCCACACUACCCCGAGCCCCUGUGGCUGGACGGAGGCAACCUCUACGAAGCGGGCGUGGACCCCGGGAGCGAUGUGGAGCCGUACACGCAGGGCGGCAGCCAUUACUGCCAGGUGGAGUACAACUUCAGCCAAGAGCCGCAGUUCCUGGUGGGGGCCUGGGAGGAGUACGCCAGCACGACGGAGAACUUCCUGAAAGGGUGCAAGUGGGCCCCUGACGGUUCCUGUAUCCUGACCAACAGCGCUGACAACACCCUGAGAAUCUUCAACCUCCCCUCCGAGCUGUACGAGAUGAGGUGCAGCGUUCUGCCUGAAAUGAGGCCGGUGCUACGGAUGACCGAGGGCGAUACCAUCUAUGAUUAUUGCUGGUUCCCCGUGAUGUCCUCCAUGGCUCCUGAAACCUGCUUCCUGGCCAGCAGCAGCCGCGACAAUCCGAUUCAUGUCUGGGACGCCUUCUACGGUGACCUGCGAGCCACCUUCCGGCCCUACAACCACCUGGACGAGCUGACGUCCGCUCACUCCCUGUGCUUCACGCCCGACGGCGCUCAGCUCUACUGCGGCUUCGACAAGAUGGUGAGGGUGUUCGAGACGUCUCGGCCCGGCCGGGAAUGCGAGAAGAGGCCGACGAUGGGUAGGUCUCUGGGCUCGCCACAGCGAACGCAAACUCACCCCCCCUUUAAUGAUGGUUCAUCCCAGCACCUUCCUCAACCCCGUCACCGGUGAGGAGCUGCCA
Molecule: messenger RNA, 1519 nt
Organism: Amblyraja radiata (thorny skate)
Lineage: Eukaryota; Metazoa; Chordata; Chondrichthyes; Rajiformes; Rajidae
Gene: wrap53
Product: WD repeat containing, antisense to TP53
Exons: 8
Coding region: 538-1509 (323 amino acids)
Biological process (GO): Cajal body organization
Cellular component (GO): Cajal body
Molecular function (GO): RNA binding; protein binding
Source: RefSeq, a predicted model, not a curated record